UAACUUCCCACGUAGGGUACCGGAAGGAGCUCGAAAUACUUGUCAAAAUAUACGCUAGUAGGAACGAAAUUGGAGUGAAAUGUGGGAUAUAAUGAGAAUAGCUGGCAGUUAACAAAAAAGUCCGACUAUAGACGUUUGGACGAGGUUUAAGCGUAAGAAAACUACCCUAUUCAUUGACUAGCAAGUGAGCUACUUGGGUUUUUUUUCCUGCUUCAAGCGUUUAGCCGGCUAGCUAAGCGUUCAUGAGUUGAGAGUUUUGUCCUCACGGUGAAAAGGUGUGACCUUAGUAUGGACAAUGGCACCAUCUAUGUCCGAGAAAGAGGCAGCCUUCGUCGUGUCAGUGACAUAGUCCUGGCACAGCCAAAGCCAGUGUCAUCAUGCAGAAGGACAAAUCCUUUCGCGCUGAGAAAGGAACAUUUCAUAUUCACCUACAAUGCAGAGGGAAGUCUGAGAUACACCACAAAAUCUCUUUUUGACAUCACUCUGUUGUUCGUAGCCGACAACAUUCACCAUGUGGACUCUCUGGUGGGUUUCCCAGAGCAAAUAGGAGACAGACUUUUUGCGGCAGCAGAGGAGAAUCGUGCGUUUUCAAACACAGAUAUUUCUCCAAAAGCCCUGCAGUUAUUCAGUGAUGCAUAUGGACAGAUGGUGCUUGGGUCCCUGUGCCUACGAAAUAGGUUUCCACUCUUGCAUGAGAGGUUGGAUGAGAUAAAAACAUUUCAUAGUUUGAAGUCUUUGGAUUUGUUUGGCUGCAGACUGGGUGAUGAUCAUGAGAUAUUCCAGCAUCUAACAUCCACCUCACUGGCAAACAGCCUAAUCUGGCUAUUCAUCGGUGGUAACAGUCUUUCAGAUGUUGGCAUACAAAGAUUGACUGCACCUAUCCGGAUGAUGAGGAAGGGACUGGACUGUCUUCAGCUCCUGGAUGUUUCCUAUAACCCUAUCUCAGAGAGGGCCCUCAGAUACCUCACAUGCCUCCCCAAACUUGAAAAACUUAAUGUAUCUGGGACCAGUUUGAAGCUUGGGGCAGCAUUGAAGACAACCGUAUGGAACCUGUUGGGACUCAUUUGUUCUGAGAAUCCACUGGACACUUUUGAUCACUCGAGAUGUAAAACAGAAGGUUGGGCAGAGCAGGUUGUAAACCAGUGGGAAACGAGUAGCUCACAAAUGCCAAAACAGAAGAAAAUUGAAGCAUCAAGAACAUCAGCACUACGCUUUUUUGGAAGGCAGAAGUUCGUCAGAGAAGUCCUGCAUGCAAAACCCCUAGUAUGUGAGAGUGAAGAAGAGGCCAAGAGAGAGAGACUGCAUUUCUACAGACCUGCCGCAAAUAAUCACAUACUUGAGAAACGAGUUCCUUGCAAGAUAAAUCCUCAAGCGAAGACUUCCGGGCACAGUGUCAAAAAAAGACAGCGUCAGUUAGAAAGGUGUGACAGUUCACAUCAUAGCCCUCCAACAAAACGUGCGACGUCAUCAGCUCUUACUGCAGAGGACAUUGAUUUGUUGAACAGCUAUUGAGGUGUGCAUCUAUGUGGCAUUCCACAAAGAGCAGAGCACGGCGUGAGUAGGUCCGUCAACAGGUAACAUUAAGGCUCAAAGGAACAAGAAUGUUUUCCAAGAUGGUUCACACUGGUUAACUGUUAAAACCUUUUCUUGGAUACAGGUGGCGUUUUCCAUAUAUUUGUUUUAUAAAUAAAGUUCAGUAUUUUGCA
Messenger RNA from Xiphias gladius (swordfish), 1706 nucleotides. RefSeq names its product leucine rich repeat containing 42 (gene lrrc42). NCBI's taxonomy places the organism in Eukaryota, Metazoa, Chordata, Actinopteri, Istiophoriformes, Xiphiidae. The record is from RefSeq and is a predicted model, not a curated record. Bases 289 to 1512 code for a protein of 407 amino acids. The transcript is spliced from 7 exons.